Molecule: messenger RNA, 1287 nt
Organism: Debaryomyces hansenii CBS767
Lineage: Eukaryota; Fungi; Ascomycota; Pichiomycetes; Serinales; Debaryomycetaceae
Gene: UME7
Product: DNA-binding transcriptional regulator
Exons: 1
Coding region: 1-1287 (428 amino acids)
Biological process (GO): regulation of DNA-templated transcription
Molecular function (GO): DNA-binding transcription factor activity, RNA polymerase II-specific; zinc ion binding
Source: RefSeq, a predicted model, not a curated record
AUGUCCUCAAAGGUAUAUGGUUCAGAAGACAAUGCAAACUUUGGGCUUGACCUUACUCCUGGGAACAAAUGUUUACUGGCAAAUGUUCCAGGAAUAACACCAGACAAACUAAACAAAGAAAACUUAGAACAGUUAUUGGGCAACUACACCCCAGUUAUCACAGUAUCAUCAUCUUCAGCGAGUGAAUUAAGAUCUUCAAAAUUCAUGAAUCCUUUUAACGAUACCAAUUCUUCUGAACCAAGAAAUUCCAAAAUAAUGAAUAAUGAUGGGUUGCAAAGUUCGAACUCGUCAAAUUUGCAGUAUUUACUACCUCCUAUUUCGUUCAACGAUAACAAUCGUAGUAAACACGAGAAGGAAGAACUAGAAUCUUUUGAUAAAAACAAUCAAUUAUUUGUUCGUGGAAUGAAAUAUGUCCUUCAAUCUUCCAGAAAUUUGCCUCAAAACAGCGACAAUAUCUUGGUUAGUUCUCCAAUUACUCAAAACCAAGACGUGGUAAUCGAUAAGGACCUAUUAACCUCAGAAGCCGACAACUAUAAUGACCAUUUAUAUCCGUGGAUUCCUAGACAAGAAUUAGAAGGAUGCGACUCAUUCGUAGAAAGCACUCUAAUAAGACAGCAUGAAGAAACUAGCUCAGAAAGGCUUUCAUUAAUCCAAAAAGACAGACUUACACAAGAAACGGGUAUACAAGACCCUGCUCCAGGCUAUGAAUUAGAAUCCGAUAUACAUGACAUAAGUAUUAAAAAAAAGAGACUAACGAGGAAAAGAAAACGCAGGAGUAAUAUCACGAAAACAUUACCACUUACAAUUCUGAUUAAGCCUGAGCAUCUCCGCAAGGAGAUAAAUAAACUGUUGAAAAAAAAGCCCGAUAAGGAAAUAUAUGACACGGCAUUGUAUUCUGGAGAUUUGUUAGAUCAGGACAAUACGGAGCGUACUACCAAAGAGGAUGAUGAAUAUUUGCCAGCGUAUAAGAUAACGAGAAGUAAGAGUCGGAGAAACAGAAUAAGCUUGAACAAUUAUUCUGACGUCAACGUUCACGAUAAAAAGAAAAAAAUAGGUCCCAGAUCUAAGAGCGGUUGCUGGACAUGCAGGGUCAGACAUAAGGCUUGUCCCGAAGAAAGACCUAUGUGUAGUCAAUGUUCAAGAUUGAACUUAGAUUGCGACUAUUCUUCCAUAAGGCCAACAUACAUGGUUGAUCCCAUCUUGCAGGCAAACAAAUUGAAAGAGAUUAGAAAUAUCACUUUCAAGCAAAAGCGAAACAACUUCACUAAAGGAGGGAUACACGGUUGA